Molecule: messenger RNA, 1112 nt
Organism: Syzygium oleosum
Lineage: Eukaryota; Viridiplantae; Streptophyta; Magnoliopsida; Myrtales; Myrtaceae
Product: formin-like protein 10
Exons: 2
Coding region: 146-640 (164 amino acids)
Source: RefSeq, a predicted model, not a curated record
UCGUAGGAAAGUAACAGGCUCUCAAUCCCAUGUUUAGCUGUUAACUACAAUCAAUCAUGGGAUGAUUGUGUCUGAAUCGAGUUAAUCCCACGCACUUGCAAGUAAGGGACAAAAAGUUGAAAUCUUGGACACCCCCCAUUUUCAUAUGGAGUCCCCUCCUCCUCCUCCUCCUCCUCCUCCGCCGCCGCCGCCGCCGCCGCCGCCACCGCCACCGCCGCCGCCAUUCGACGCGCCUUCUCCGGCGGCAUCGCACGCAGGUCGCUACAAGCCCAUUUGGCGCCUCCUCUUGAUUUCAAACCUCGCCCUCGGCGCUUAUAUCUUCUCACAAGCCGGGAGAAGGAACAAGAUUAAAACUGCUGACCAUGUGGUAGAAGAGAGCAAAGCGGCAAAAGAAGUUUCUGCUUCUCCACCAAUAAAUAUGGAUACUUAUGCAGAGGAAUCCCUUCUUCAGUCCUUGGCCACGGAGCCUGUGAAAAUUCAUCUGCCCAUUCCUGAAGAAGAAAAACGGGAGCUAUUCAAAUGGAUUCUAGAAGAGAAAAGGAAAGUGAAACCCAAGAACCAUGAAGAGAAAAGGCAAAUUGAUGAGGAAAAGGCCAUCCUUAAACAGUUCAUCCGUGCAGAAUCUAUCCCGGAUUUAUAGCUAAUUGUUCCAAUUCCUCCUCAGUGGAUUGUUAGUUAACAUUUUGACUUACAAGAGCUGCUUUCAGGAUAUGCACAUUUUUGUAGAUCAAUAACUGUUGAAUUUCUAUUGGUUGGCUGAGGCUUUUCUGCUGUGCUUGAGCUGCAUGAGCUGCACUUACUUACCCUGAAUGAGCGGGUUUUGCAGCUGUAGCUGGAAAAAGUUAUCAUUCUUGCCAGCUCUGGGAGAGGCAGACAUCACAUUAUUCGGUGGUUUCUCGGCAUGCAAGAUGCAAACUACUCAAGCCUUCAAUAUCGGCGUCUUUGGUCAUGCGUGGGCUGUACACAGUGCAUGGGAGCUGAUAUAGAGUCACCAGAACCUCCUCAAGAGAAACCUUACAACUAUUAGAGCAUUAUUUCUUUGACCACUAAUCAACUCUUACAUAUGAGCGUUGCUAGUAAGGUUGAAAUUUUAUCUCCUUACAAUUGUUACA